This is a messenger RNA of Seminavis robusta, 827 nucleotides long. The record is from the annotation of a GenBank genome assembly. NCBI's taxonomy places the organism in Eukaryota, Bacillariophyta, Bacillariophyceae, Naviculales, Naviculaceae.
UAACGUAUCAACUUUUGUAAAAAUUAGUUUUUUUUGUGCAUGGCGGCCUUGGCACCUCGACGCCUGCGCUUCCACCUUACCUGGUACCGACCUUUACUAUCUACCGACGUUGUCUGUGUUUCAUUCUUACUUUUAUCUCAAUGACAGCAGCUACUAGCGCCUUCACCAAGCACAAGAGCAACAGUAAUCAAAAUGUAAGCUUUGGGGAGAUUAGUAUUCGGGAAUAUAUCAUGAAUUUGGGUGACAAUCCAAGCGUUUCGAUUGGUCCUCCCGUGGGCCUCAGUUGGGAGUACAAAGAAUCGGGCACUCAUACAGUGGAUGACUUUGAAAAGGAGCGUCAGGGAAAGCGAAGAAAGGUGGGCUCUCACAAGCUCAAACUGAACUACUAUCAAAGAAUGGAAAUCAUUCAAGCCACAGGAGUGGAAGAAGCCGACAUUAAGGAUGCCGAGAGACAAGUAUUCUGGGAUCAAUCCUGUCGAACCUUCUCCAAGUACCUGUGCUACCCCCACGUAUUUGCUGGGGAUGUACGUGCUCAGACUGGGAGAUGGAGAAACAAGAUGUUGCUGAAUAAGCUCCAGAAGGAAUCAAAUGCCAAUGAAAACAGCUCUUGAUAAAUUCCAUUUUUUUCAAUCAAACGCCACAGCCAGCCAGGAGAGAAGAAAUGCAAAGAACAAUAUCCGGCAUGGAUUGGUCUCCUAUCUUACGUUGGCCUUUUGUGCUGGUGUCAUGCUUUGAUAUUUCUCUAGGUUUGAAUCACUCAAUCGAAUCUGAUAAUCUGGUUUCUCAAUACUCACUCUCACUCAGAGAAAUCACAGAUUAUGCACUCC